This is a messenger RNA of Lathyrus oleraceus (garden pea), 903 nucleotides long. Its product is annotated as peroxisomal and mitochondrial division factor 1-like. The record is from RefSeq and is a predicted model, not a curated record. Lineage: Eukaryota; Viridiplantae; Streptophyta; Magnoliopsida; Fabales; Fabaceae. The transcript is spliced from 3 exons. Bases 1 to 903 code for a protein of 300 amino acids.
AUGGAAUUGGAGCAGACUAAACUAAAGAACAAAGAAAAGAUCGAAGGCCAUGAUCGUGAUAUUGCUUCUUGGAGGAAGCAAAUAGAAGAACUUCAGAAAAAGAUUCCUGAUGCAGAAAGAAGCAAAAGCCAACUCUUAGAGUUUGAUGAUGCCUUAAUGGCUAAAGAGCUAGAAUUUGGGGAAAUCGAGAAGAAGUCUGGUUCUAAGGGAGCUUCCUGGGAUGCUGCCACCGAGUCCACCAACAAGGCGAUGGAAUUGGAGCAGACUAAACUAAAGAACAAAGAAAAGAUCGAAGGCCAUGAUCGUGAUAUUGCUUCUUGGAGGAAGCAGAUAAAAGAACUUCAGGCAAAGAUUUCUGAUGCAGAGAGAAGAAAAAGCCAACUCUUAGAGUUUGAUGAUGCCUUAAUGGAUAAAGAUCUAGAAUUUGGGGAAAUCGAGAAGAAGUCUGGUUCUAAGGGAGCUUCCUGGGAUGCUGCCACCGAGUCCACCAACAAGGCGAUGGAAUUGGAGCAGACUAAACUAAAGAACAAAGAAAAGAUCGAAGGCCAUGAUCGUGAUAUUGCUUCUUGGAGGAAGCAGAUAAAAGAACUUCAGGCAAAGAUUUCUGAUGCAGAGAGAAGAAAAAGCCAACUCUUAGAGUUUGAUGAUGCCUUAAUGGAUAAAGAUCUAGAAUUCGGCAUGAAGUUCGUCGAACAGGCUCAAAAACUUGAGUCUGACCUCAAACUUCUCCAGUCGAAGGCCAAUCUUCCUUUCAGAUCAAGGCCAACCUUCCUUUCUAAUUUUUCUCCUUUCCACUUCGGAGACCACUUCCCUAAGGUCAUAUCCUUUCGAUCCAUUGGAAGGAUCACUUCCCAGACUAAGUCUUCAGGCGAAAAACUUUUGACUUUCACCGUCUUGUUAUAA